Puccinia graminis f. sp. tritici CRL 75-36-700-3 is the source of this 580-nucleotide messenger RNA. RefSeq lists its product as uncharacterized. Lineage: Eukaryota; Fungi; Basidiomycota; Pucciniomycetes; Pucciniales; Pucciniaceae. Bases 1 to 453 code for a protein of 150 amino acids. The transcript has a single exon. The record is from RefSeq and is a predicted model, not a curated record.
AUGGUAUCAAUUGUACUACAGAUCAAGUGGGCGUACCUAGUGAAGCCGUCUUGGUCGUGGGGCGGAGAGGCCCCUCUAGUUGGCGCAGUCGACGGAGGUGAGGGCUUGAACGUUAGCGAGGGAGGGCAAGGUGACGGGGCCGAAUUUUCCACCGUUCUGGCCGUUGCAGCUCAUCAAGCCGCCCCCGCCGCCGCCGGAGCACCGGGUGUGACCGAGCACAUUGGCGUUGAGAAGGAGUGCAGAUUGGUCGGCACAAGAGGUUUCGCUGGGCUGGCCGCCGAAUCCCAAGCCGCUGAAAGCACCGGCGCCUGGGAGGUUGCCGAGCGUGUUGUCGGUUGGGAGGCCCCCAAGCUGAAGCAGGUCGCCGAGACCUCUCGGCGAGACAGACUCGGCAAAGACCGAGUGGAGAAAAGCGAACGACAAAGCGAUGACGGUGUUGCAGCGCAUGGUUAAGGAUCGACUGUGUGACUGGGGCUGUGGGGUUGAACUAUAUAAUUUGGGUGUAGUGAAGCUGGGGGGCGAGUUGAAGCUGAUGAUGAAAGGGGAGAACACCGAUGGUUAGUGUCUACUUAUAUCCUAG